Molecule: messenger RNA, 747 nt
Organism: Cryptomeria japonica (Japanese cedar)
Lineage: Eukaryota; Viridiplantae; Streptophyta; Pinopsida; Cupressales; Cupressaceae
Exons: 3
Coding region: 5-418 (137 amino acids)
Source: RefSeq, a predicted model, not a curated record
UGGAAUGUGCUCUUUUUUUAUAACUCUCAUUUCUCUGCUUUAUAACUCCUCUUAUACACUCUCUUUUGUCAACACAUCUUGGUUUCCUCCAAAUGGAAGGCCCAGACAAAAUGAGAAUUCCUCCUCCAAUCUUCUAGAGAAAAAUACAUGCUCUAGUUGUAAUAAUAACGUUAAUAUUAUGGAGGAUAGUAUGUAUAUACGCAUGGUUCAGCAUCUCAUCGAGAAGUGCCUGCUCUUUAACAUGGAUCGCCAUGAAUGCGUGAAAAUUCUUGCCAAGCAAGCCCACAUUCACCCUCUCAUCACGCUUGCGGUUUGGAAGGGGCUACUACGAGAGAACAGAGAUUUUUUUCGAAGCUAUUUCAUGGGCAGAUCACAGAUUUAUAAUGCUCACAUUCACUAUAGAGAUCCAACAUAUUAAGGUAUUGCAGAAGGAAGUGAGGAGUCCGUAUUCAUACUUUAUAAUAUGUAUGUGUUUGUAUGCUAAUCUUCUCAGUAGAACAUUAAUUGCUUGGGACAAAACUAUAUGUUUUAAUGAGAUCUGAUGGGAAAGGUAAGCUUUUGUUGGCAAUGGAAGCUAUUAGUAUUGGAAAAACGUUGAUCAAGCUUGAUCAAAGAUCAAAUAUUAUGAUGGAGAUUAAGAUGCCAGAGCUAAUUUAUAUUAUCAGUAAGGUAGAGCAUGUUGUGGAUUUUUAGAUAAGGAAACGGCUCCUAGUUACAAGAGAACAAGUAUGUAAGGUAUUUUUAUUU